UUUCAAGGAUUUUUUAUUGUCUUUUAACAUAUAUAGCUUCUGCUACUCGAAACUCAAUACCAUGGCUUGAUAAGGAUACUAUUCAAGGAACAAUGCCAUCCUGUUUCAAACCUAAUUACAUCAACACGAGGGUGAUUAUUGACUGCACCGAGUUUCCUAUAGAAGUACCACGAUCGAUAGAAAAUCGUAUACACACUUACUCUCAUUACAAAAAAGGGUUCACGGCUAAAGUUCUAAUUGGAUGUGCACCCAAUGGGCUUAUUACUUUCAAAUCAGCAGUGGCUGGUGGGAGAAAAAGCGAUUCCCAAAUUACUGUCGAAAGUGGCCUUUUAGAUUUGUUGGAAAGUGACGAUGUAAUAUUAGCCGAUAAGGGUUUUCCAGAAGUGAAAACUAAAAUAGACGAGAGUGGGAAAAGAGUCCUGCUUGUAAUGCCUCCUUUUUUAAGAGAUCAUGAGUUCACUGAAGAAGAAUGUGCAAAGACUUACAGCUUUGCAAAUGUCAGAAUUCAUAUCGAACGAAUAAUGCAAAGAAUAAAAUUGUUCAACAUUUUCAACAAGGUCCCGGCUCAUUUAUUCGAUAAAAUUGACGAUAUUCUUCACGUUUGUUAUGUAGUAUGUACUAGUAAAUUUACAGCCUCCAAUUAUUGCUACAGAAGAGAGCUUAGAAGAAAGUUAUUGUGA
Trichogramma pretiosum is the source of this 680-nucleotide messenger RNA. RefSeq lists its product as uncharacterized. NCBI's taxonomy places the organism in Eukaryota, Metazoa, Arthropoda, Insecta, Hymenoptera, Trichogrammatidae. Bases 93 to 680 code for a protein of 195 amino acids. The record is from RefSeq and is a predicted model, not a curated record. The transcript has a single exon.